CAGCCUCCGGCAGGACGCGGCCGCCGCAGCCCGUGCGCCCCUGGCCCUGCGCCCUCGCCGUGCGCCCCUGGCCCUGCGCCCCGAGCCCGGUCACACUUCAGCAUAAAACGUGAGAAUUUAAAAACUGAGAUUUCUCUAAAAUGUCGUACAGACAGGAAUUGGAGAAAUACCGUGAUCUGGAUGAGGAUAAGAUCCUUAGUGCAUUGACAGAAGAAGAGCUCAGGACACUGGAGAAUGAACUGGAAGAGCUAGACCCUGAUAAUGACCUGCUGCCUGUGGGACUCAGACAGAGGGACCAGACCAAAAAGACACCGACUGGCCCAUUCAAAAGGGACGAGCUUCUGGACCACCUAGAAAAGCAGGCGAAAGAUAUGAAAGAUCGAGAAGACCUGGUCCCUUUCACAGGGGAAAAGAAAGGAAAAGUCUGGGUCCCCAAGCAGAAGCCAAUUGAUCCUGUUUUGGAACGAGUAACGCUGGAGCCAGAGCUGGAGGAAGCCCUGGCUAAUGCGUCUGAUGCAGAACUCUGCGAUAUUGCUGCGAUCCUUGGCAUGCAUACGCUGAUGAGUAACCAGCAGUACUACGAGGCACUCGGGAGCACCACCAUAGUUAACAAGGAAGGCCUGAACAGUGUGAUUAAGCCCACGCAAUAUAAACCAGUUCCCGAUGAAGAACCCAAUUCAACAGAUGUAGAAGAAACUUUGGAACGAGUAAAGAACAAUGACCCUAAACUCGAGGAAGUCAACCUUAAUAAUAUUAGGAAUAUUCCCAUACCAACUUUAAAAGCAUAUGCUGAAGCACUGAAGAAUAAUUCCUAUGUAAAGAAGUUAAGCAUAAUAGGAACAAGAAGCAAUGACCCGGUAGCCUAUGCACUGGCUGAGAUGUUAAAAGCCAACGGUGUAUUGAAGAGCUUGAAUGUGGAAUCCAACUUCAUUUCUGGGUCCGGGAUCCUGGCUCUGAUCGAAGCACUCCAGCACAAUACUUCACUGAUCGAGCUCAAAAUUGACAACCAGAGCCAGCCGCUGGGCAACAAGGUGGAAAUGGAGAUUGCAAACAUGUUAGAAAAAAAUAGCUCCCUUUUGAAGUUCGGGUAUCACUUUACACAGCAAGGUCCCCGGCUUCGUGCAUCUAACGCCAUGAUGAACAACAAUGAUCUUGCUCGUAUACAUCGCUCUGAUGGCCCCUGGCAUAACUUCUCCGCUCUGCAACUGGACGAUGUCUAAUGAGGAAGAGGAGACUUGCAGACUUGAAUGGGCCUUUCUAUCCCAAGUGCCGAAUUGGGGUGUAGUUCCCGGCUGUGAAGAUCGUGCCUGGUGGUUUGUGCUAUACCCUGGAAAUCCGAAGGCAAAGUGCCUGCACAAAAUAUCUGUGGUGCCUGAGUUCUGUGUUGCAUAAUUAUGCACUAAAGGUUUAAAUUAACUAGCGAUUGUAGGUGACGAUUUGAUCAAAUAUCACUAAUGAUGUUUUCUUUAGAGUCAAGCCGAGUCAAUCCAGUUACAAGUUGCCAAUUUUAAGCAGUCUUGGUUUAGAAUACAUCACAGCACAAAAGUGACUGUUAAUUCACCCAUGACUUAAUUUCGCUUAGGAUUUCCUGUGUGGUGUUUCAGAUAUAUUUAGAAUGUGUUAUGCAUGAGUGGAAAAAAUUACUGCUCUACACAAGUUGCAUAAGUAUUUAAAAAAAUACUUUAUUGUUUCAACUUGCUUAUCUGUUUGACAAGCAUUUCUACUCUCCCACCACAAUGCUAUCCCAUCCCUUUCGAGGACUUGUAAAUUACAAUUAAUUACCAUCAUUUGCUGAUUUUAUUUGCAGACAGGAUGUUAAAAGCACCCAUAUUUUUCCCCAAAAAGAAUUCAUCUUUUUUAUUGCCCUCCACCCAAUGAAAAGACCGUAAGGCCACUGAUUAUAAAGUAAUGGCUCCAUAAAAACAGAGCAGUAGGUAUUAGAUGGGACGUUAAAAUCUUCCUGUCUCCUUUUGCAUGGAUAUGUAAAACCAUUGCUUUAAGAGAUUGGGAAUGAAAUCCUGACUCCACUGAAGUCAGGUGCAAACUCUCAUUGACUUCAAUAGGGGCAGGAUUUCCCCCUGGAUUUUCUCUGGAAAUGUGCCUCCUGUGCUUUUACUGGGUCGUGCUGGAGCCCUGACUCGUAAUUCUGGGUUUCUGGCUGGAUGACCGUUUUAUUUAUCUGUAAAACUUCUUGUUCUGCUAGAGAUUUUAUUUUACCAACAUCCCAAAUUUCUGAAUAGUGCACUCUAAUAAAGAAAUUACUUGCAAAUA
This is a messenger RNA of Malaclemys terrapin pileata, 2271 nucleotides long. RefSeq names its product tropomodulin 1 (gene TMOD1). Gene Ontology annotation, molecular function: tropomyosin binding. The record is from RefSeq and is a predicted model, not a curated record. Gene Ontology annotation, cellular component: myofibril; striated muscle thin filament. Gene Ontology annotation, biological process: muscle contraction; myofibril assembly; pointed-end actin filament capping. Bases 141 to 1220 code for a protein of 359 amino acids. The transcript is spliced from 11 exons. NCBI's taxonomy places the organism in Eukaryota, Metazoa, Chordata, Testudines, Emydidae.